Molecule: messenger RNA, 5195 nt
Organism: Caenorhabditis angaria
Lineage: Eukaryota; Metazoa; Nematoda; Chromadorea; Rhabditida; Rhabditidae
Source: the annotation of a GenBank genome assembly
UUGAACUCCACAAUCUACCGUAUUCGAGCUACAGUAAUCUACACCGACGACACUGAAUCUGAACCAAGUGAAUCAACAACAAUUUCAAUUCAAGAUUUAAAAUCAACCUCCCCAUUGAUUCUCGACACAAAAAUUCUCUCGAAUUCUACCGUACUUAUCACUUUUUUGCCUGGGCAAAGUAUGAAAAAUGUCGAAAAUUACACAGUAUCCUAUCGAAUAAUGCCACUAGGAAUUUGGGAAACAUUUGAUUUUUUAUCGGAUGAAACAGGAACUUUUAUGUUAGAAGAUUUGGAACCAAAUAUGCAAUAUAAAGUGAAAAUGAGAUUGAUGUCAGGAAUCGGAACAGAAUCGAAUUCAGUUUUAUUUAUUACAAGUACAGCAGGUUAGUAUGUUAGAAAGAAAUUGAGAAAACAUUCAACAAAUCGAUAAAUUUUGUAGCAUUGGCAACAAUAAAAAUGGAACCUUCUCAAGAAAUAUCGCUGGAUCCAAAUGACAAAGAAAAAUUAAUUAUAAAAUGUACAGUAACCUCAACUCAACCUUGCACAGUAUUUUGGAAAGUGAACUCUGAACCAGUUCCGAAAGACACAUCUGUCUAUAAUAUUAAAACUCAAGAAGAAGAUAAGGGAAAGUAUUUUUCAACGAUUGAGACAAAAACGAGGUUGGAACAACAUUUUUAGCUGCCAAAAACACGUUGUUUUCCAGAUCUCGUUCCGCACUUUAUACUUGCGUCGCCAAAAAUGACGCAGGCGAAACAUCGCAAAAUGUAACUGUAACAAUAACUGGACCCGGAAGCCCGCCAACUGAAAUUGGAUUGAAAGCUGAAAAUGAUGGAUAUACAGUAACUUGGAAACCACCAUCUGUGAAAAAUGGAAAAAUUGUGGUUUGUUUUUGCGAAACUUUUAUAAAUAAUCAAAUUGUGGUUAUAGAGAUACAUCGUGUACUUUACAACUCAAAGUUUUUUGCCCGUGCAGUUUUGGGAAAAACGAGAUUUGGAUGGAGAACAAUUCUCAACACAUAUUCCAUUUGUAACAACUGAGGGAUUUUUUGUUAGAAUUCAAUCUGCGAUUCGAAGUGGACCUGGAAUAAUUUCAGAUAUUGUUGGAUUGGCGCCAAAUGGUGGGUUUUUAAAAAAAAUUCCAAACUAACAAAAUGGUAUUUUGGAAAAAGUUUUGAAAUUUCAGAUUUUUCUGAAAUUCUUCAGACUCUAGAGUUUCUUUUUCUGGAAAUAUUUAUAUUAAAAUUCCCAAUUUUUUCAGCCUCACCAAUAAAAAUAACAAUGACAAUCGACGGAAAAUCUGUAGAAUCUGCAAUUGUCGAACCUCGAACCGAUGUUGAAAUAUUUUGCGAUGGCACCGGUUUUCCCAAACCUUCUCUGUCGAUGGCAAAAAGUCAACAGCCAAAUCCAAAAAACGUUGAGGUACAGUAACUAAUUAUUUUAUUCUUUCUAAAAUCACAGAUCUUUCAGCCAGAUGCUUGGAUUCCAUUGAAAGAAAACGAGGGAAUUGUAGCGAAAAGUAGCAAACUUUUAGUUUACACAUCAAAAUUUGUGCACUGUCGAGGAAAAAAUAAUUUUGGAUCAAACUUUUCGACGAUAGAACUUGUCGUGGAAAGUGAGUUUUCAGUGUUAACAACCAAGUAAAUUUUAAUUUCUAAUUUUUAGAACCUGGUGAUGCUCCUUCUGAAAUUCAAGUUUUGAAUAUAAACCCGUUGGAUGCUACAGUUGUUUGGAAAAAUCCACAAUUUCCAAAUUUGCCUAUCACAGUAUGUAAUUUUCCUAACCACAGAUUCACUAAACUAAUCAUCCACUUUAUAGCGUUUCACAAUUCUGAUCUCAAAAGAAACAACUGAUGAUUUGAACACGUGGCAACCAAUUACACAUGAAGUUCAAAAUGAAACAUUUGCCCAAGAUCAAAAACAUAUUUAUCAACAAACUAUCAAUAUUCAAAAUCUUGACAAAUCUUCAACAUAUUUUGUUCGAGUUCAAGCUGAAAAUCGAGCUGGAGCAGGGCCAGCUUCGAAAGCAAUUCAAUUUAAUACAACAGAUGGAGGACCAAAUGUUCCACCAGAAAAUGUUCGAGUUAUGGCAAAUGAAGCUAAUUUGGUACAUAUUUUAUGGGAUGCACCCAAAACACCGAUCAAGAUUACGGUUAGAUUAUUCUCCAAUUUAUAACGAAUAAUUUUUGUAUUCUUUUUUUCAGGAUUAUGCAAUUCACUACACUCGUGAUACGGCUGAAGAUGAUUACAUAAAAUGGCAAAUUGUAUAUGUUCCAAGUAUUGAAGGUGAAACUUCAUAUCGGAAAAAGUUGGAUUUUUCAAUUUUGGCACCCAAAACGUUUUAUCGUUUCCGUGUUAUUCCGAGAAAUUUAUUUGCCAAUGGAACUCCCAGUCCACAAGUUCAAUUUGAGACUUCUAAACGUAAGACUUUUUUAUUUGAAAAAUCGCAUUAUUGAAUUGUUUUUAAUCGUUAAAAACAAACUUUUUUCUCACUAAUUGAACAAAAUCUUAAUUUAUUGGAAAAAAUUUCUAAUUUUCUGAAAUUUCAUCCAACAUUUUAGAAAUCCCAAUUCCAACUGAUCUCCAAAUUGAAGUCAACAAGGAUAACUCGGUGGAUAUUCAUUUUGAGGCGGCGAAACAGCAAAAUGAGCGAUUUGAAAAAUAUGUUGUAAGUUUGUCGACUUCUCCAGUUGGAGCUGAACUUUUGGAUGAAACAAAAUGGACAAAUAUUCGAGCAAAUGUUGAUUUUGAUGAGAUUAAUUCAAUGGUGAGUUGAAACGUUCAAUGCUUAUUUUCAAAUCUGAUGAAAAUUCUUGCAGGUUCAUAUCAAAAUCCAUGGGGAUGAUCUACUCAAAAAUCAAUCCUACAAUGUUCGAAUUUGUCCAACAAAAAAUGAUGUGGAUUGUGUAUUGAAAAUGACUUGGUCACCAAUCGCUCAGUUUAAGACAAGUCAUGGAAGUAAGGCCCGAAAACUCUGUAUUCAGAAAAAAUCUGAAUUUUUAUAGAAAUUGAAACAUUGGCAUAUUGGGAAGCUUUAGAAAAUGAGGGUGUUUUGAAGUUUGAUCCAGAUUUGAAUGAGAAAAUUGAAGUUUCUUGUGUGGCGCGCGGAAAUCCAAUUCCGAAAAUCACAUGGAGCUGGAAUAAUUCGAGUUUGGGAGAUGAUUGGGAAAUCAAGGAAGAAAAUAUAAAUGCAAAUCAUCAACGGUAGGUUACUGUAGGAUAUGAGAAAAUUAAUAGAACAUUUUUCAGAGCCACCGCAAUUCGAUCUCAUCGAACUGAAUCUGGUCAAUUAACAUGCCGUGCUGAAAAUGAAGAAGGCAACGCUGAAACUUCACUUGAUAUUAUAAUAAGUGGUCCAGGAAGUCCACCAACAUUUGUGAAUAUCACAUCCUAUCAAAAUGAAAUUCGACUUUCGUGGCGAGAACCUGAAAUUUCGAAUGGAGAAAUUGUGAGAUAUGCGAUUUAUGUGACAAAAGAUAAAGAUGAAGAGGAUUUAUCUGAUUGGCAUAAAUUUGAAACUUCCGAAACACAAUGGGAUUUUCCAAAUUUCGGAGCUGAAACUGAACAUUUCAUUAGGUUUCAAGCUUUUUCGACAAAUGGAGUUGGAAUUAUUUCGGAAAUAUAUAAUGUGACAAGUGAUGAAUAUUGUGAGUUUCGUUAUCAGAAAAUUGUGAAAAUGAAAAAUCAAAUUUAGAUGAAUCGAUAACUCUUGAAAUUUUCGAUUCUAAUGAAUCUGCAAAUUUCGAAGCUGAUCCGAAUGAAACAAAAGAUCUUAUUUGUCGAGGAUCUGGAAAACCAAUACCCCAAAUAUUCUAUAAAUUUGAAGAUGAAGAAGACGAACAAAAAAUCGAUGAUUCUGAACUAAUAAUUAGGAGAGGUGGAGAUGAAUUUGAAGCAAAAUUGCCAGCAAAAAGUUCGAAGAAAAAUUUGACUGUAGAAUGUUGGGCUAAGAAUAAAUAUGAAAUUGUGAAAGAUGAAAAAACAAUUUUUGUGAAAUGUGAGUUGUCCAGAAGAUUAGAAUUAGGAUGAAUCGUAGAACUGUCUCCUAUCGAUAUCAUUUGAAAUCUUCACAAGUCAGAUUCAUCUUCUCAUGGACAGAAAUUCUAAAUCUAUCAAUCAUAACCUAUUUUCAGUGCCAGGAGAUGCUCCAAAAAACUUAAAAUGGUGGUUUGAGGAAAAUAACGACACUCAUAUUUUCUUCAGUUGGGAUCCUCCAAAAUAUCCAAAUGGUUUCAUUGAAAAUUAUUCGAUAUAUAUUGGACCAUUUGAAAUGAGAGUUUCUGGUCCUCCAGCAAGAUAUGGCGAAGUUUUGCCCAAUAUUAAUUUCACAGUUCGAAUCGCAGCUAUAAAUGAAUAUGGAAUGGGUGAAAAAUCGAUGCCGGUUUUUGUGACAACACCAAAUCGUGGACCAAAAACACCGCCUGUUGUGAUAAAAAUUGCACAGGAAAAUGAAGAGACUUCGAGAGUUUAUGUGGAAUGGAUUGGACCAACAAAACCUAAUGGAAUAAUACAAUAUUUCACAAUUUAUACAAAACGAAAAGGCGAUGAAUUCAUUGAAUGGCAGGUUUGAUUUUUCGAAGUUUUGGUUUGGAGGAUUUUAGAAACCUCUUUUAAAAAUUUCAGAAAACUACACAUCAAUUCAACGCAACUUCUACAAUUUUUGAUUCUUCAGCUGGUUUUGAUGAAAACGUGGAUUAUGAAUUGAAAAUGACCGCAACAAAUGAGAGAUUCGAAUCUCCAUUUUCUGGAAUUCAUGUUUUUCGAAUAGGAAACAGUUCUGACCAAGAAGAAAUUCAAAAUUCAAACGAGAUCCUUGAAUUUUCAGCAAGUUUUAGAGAUGAUAAAAUAGAUGUUGAGAUUUUUGGAAAUUCAUCUAACUUUGAUGAAUUUUUGGUGAAAAUUUGGAGAAAUCAGACAAAUUUAUUGGAGCGGAAAAUGAAUGGAGAUAGGAAAUUCGAAGUGAAAUUAGAAGAAAACGAUAAAGAGUUAGUUGUUUUGUAUGAUUUUCGAAAAAACUGUCUUUCAGUCUUGAAAUCUCGAUUACUGGAAUUCGCAACAAUUUGGAAAUCAUUACAUCGGAUAAAAUCAUAAUUUCAAGUCAAAAAUCAUUGAGUGAGAAUUCGGAUUUGUCUGAAAACUCGCCAUCAAACAACACAAAUGUGAAAGAUAAACGAUAUCAGAUUAAAGAACCACCAUUAUGA